AUGUCGAGUGUGUUUUACAAUGCACAGGUGUCUAGCAAGCUCAAGUACCCAUCGUUCGUGCCGCGUGCAGCGCUCACCAUCCCCAGCGUGUUUCUGCACCUGGCUCCCUCCAGGAUACCAGGCGCCGGCCUGGGCGUGUUCAGCACUCUGACCAUACCACGAAGAGUGCGCUUCGGUCCGUACCGCGGGAAGCGAACUGACCAGAUACGAUCCAUGUACUGCUGGCAGAUCUUUGAUCAUAACAAGCCAAGUCACGUGGUGGACGCGGCGGACGGCAACAACUCCAACUGGAUGCGCUACGUGAACUGCGCGCGACACUGGAGCGAGCAAAACCUCGUCGCCUAUCAGUAUAAGGGACAGCUAUACUACAGGUAA
Manduca sexta (tobacco hornworm) is the source of this 375-nucleotide messenger RNA. Its product is annotated as probable histone-lysine N-methyltransferase PRDM7. The transcript is spliced from 3 exons. The record is from RefSeq and is a predicted model, not a curated record. Gene Ontology annotation, molecular function: protein binding. The coding region runs from base 1 to 375 and encodes 124 amino acids. Gene Ontology annotation, cellular component: nucleus. NCBI's taxonomy places the organism in Eukaryota, Metazoa, Arthropoda, Insecta, Lepidoptera, Sphingidae.